AUGGAGAUGGAAGACGAAGUUAUGACAGAUAUAGUAGCGCCCAGCUGGGAGCAUCCACACUUCGACUCUUACCGUACGAACAUCGACGAUUUGAGAGUGGUCUUCGCUUGUGAGGAAUUCGGGGAGAUGCUAGGGAUCUGCGAUGAAACAUGUGAAGCGGUAAAGAAACAGAUCCUCGAGGAUGAACAAGAAAUUUCUCUCCCCGCCCUCAAAUUACUCAUAGGCUUUUCAGAUUGCGACCUUACCUACUCCCUUGUCACUAAAAUAAGGGGUCUAAAGUUCCUUUCCUUGGUUUGCGCCUUGACCACGGCGUUCACACCGCAGGAAUGUGCGCAGAUGUUGGCAAAGCUGAUGAAAUGCCAUCUCAAGCGAGUUGAGGAACGAUAUCCUACAACUGAAGACUUAUUGCCGUUAAUCUCUUCGAUAAAUGCCAGAUGUCAGCUUUCCGGAUUUUCUGAGCACGUCGCGAAUUACGAGAUACAGAUCAUCCACUGUCUCCGCGAUCGACGCCAUGAUGCUGCCUCAACUCGCCGACUAGAAAGGACCCCUGAUGUUGAUGCUGUGAUCAAGAUAGUUACCCUCAUGAAAAACUUACAAGACAAUACCCCAGGUCCCGGUCUCACCCUCAAAGCCUUCAGCAUCCAAGCCGGUCUCUGCGCCCCUUGGAUUGCAGCCUUUCUCCACUGGUGGUACAACAAGGAAUCCAUGAUCUACCUCGAAGACGACUCCCCCAAACAAUGCCAAAAGCUGGUUCACGGUUUCACCAAAGUCGGUCUCAAACUCAUAUUCCCCAUCGAUGAGUACUCCCCGCAAUACAUCCGCAUCAGGGAGCUAUACUCCGCCUCCGUAUGGAAAAACUGGUACUUCGGUCUCGGCAAAGCAAAGCAGUACACCAGUUUCGUCUCUAUCCCUACCUUCUUCCGCCUCACACUCUGCGUCUUCCGCCUCGAUCGCGGACAACCCAGACGCGCCGCCGUGGAAGCCCUCCCAUUUGCACUCUCAGAGGCGUGGAAGGGCCUGACGAUGUGCUCCGGACCCUGCGUGGCCCGUGAUCGCUGGGGCGCCCCGUGUAUCCACGAGGGGCAACAGGCCCGGCUGCGGAAACAGCAAAUUCCGGAAUCUUCUCGUGUUGCGGAGGCGUCCCACGCGAUAUACACCACUAACUUCGACCCCUUUCCCUCGCGCCAAGAUAUCAAUCGCGUGCUGCAGCUUGUCCCCGGGUGCGAGGGACAGCAUAUGCAGGAUCUACGGAGCAAGGAGAUGGGGACGCCAAUUCAUUUCCACGGCGCGGUGGCUGCGUUUUUGGAACUUCGGGUUUUCGAGGCGGAGCGUCUGGAGUGGGCAAAUGCGUUGUUCAAGAGCCAGUUUACGCCGCUGCUGGAACCCGGGGUGACGACGUUGUUUAAAGAGCAGAUCGCGCAUUUGGUGGCUUUGGUGCUGGCGUUGGCGCUUUUCGAAGGGGUGGAGGGGUUGAGGGUUAGACCUGAUCCAAUGGUUUGGAGGAGGAAGGGGGUAAGGCCGAGUACGGUUAUUUCGGCGAUUUUUAGGGUUUUUAGGAAGAAGAAGGGGUGUUGUGAUGUUGAGGAGUGGCAUCGUGUUUGUAGGAUUUUGGCUGGAGAGUUGAGGGCGGAUGUGGAUGAUGGGGAGAUUUGGCAGGAAAAGGGGGAGGAAACGCCAGAAAAGUGCAGUGGGCGGGAUAAUACGAUUAUUUCGUGCGAUGGUGGACAGGUAGUGUGGCCCGCUGUUCUGUUCCAGGACGAGUUUCCUCAGGAUGGAGAGAGCUAUCUGAAGCUUUGCUGGCGUCGUGGAAACUUGUAUGACCAGGAUAAUCUUAGGCGGUACGACAGAGUAGUGGGCUCGGACUCGAGAACAGUGCCUCACAAUAUACCUCGGAAGGUGUUUGAGAUCCCGUCUAGACUGACAAAGGACAAUAUGUUAGCAAGCGGGAACCAUAUUACACUUGAACGCGAGGAAGGGUCUCAGGGGAUCUUGAAAUGCGCCUUGAUAUGGAGCUUAGACUCAGGUGGAGGUACAGGCAGUGGGAUACACGUUGAUCCAAGUGGCAUAAUCAAGAACCUAGCAUCAGCGGAACGAAUAGAGGCGUGUAUUCACUCCCACGACGCACCAAUGAAUAAUCCCAUCCACAUGAAUAUAUACACAACCGAUCAUGGUCCCAUAAUCAGCACUAGUGGCAACAGCACGUCCUCGCUCGCUGACGUGUACCUAUGUGCCCCUGACGAUGCACUGCCGUGGUAUUGGGACUGGGCCAGCAGAAUCAACCAGAUGGAUCACCAGAAAGAUGAUCAGGGGGUUGAACAGAAACGCUUAAACGCACUCUUGGAGCACGUACGCAGUGGUACCGGGUCAAAACCUGGAGCUGUGGCAGCUAUACGGUCAGAAGGCGACGAGAAAAUCCAAAUUUUUGCGCUCACGAAACCAGUUGGGGCACAUGUCGUGGUUAGAAAGCGGGCGUGUGUGGAGUGUUGCGUUAAGUAUUGUAUGGAUAAUGGAUUUGACAUUCUGGUGCUGUAA
Annulohypoxylon maeteangense is the source of this 2532-nucleotide messenger RNA. RefSeq lists its product as uncharacterized. The coding region runs from base 1 to 2532 and encodes 843 amino acids. Lineage: Eukaryota; Fungi; Ascomycota; Sordariomycetes; Xylariales; Hypoxylaceae. The record is from RefSeq and is a predicted model, not a curated record. The transcript has a single exon.